AUGGAAAUUCCACUAACUGCAGAAACUUUGUUAGAAUUUACCACAGAGCCUUAUCCCGAGACUUCCGAGAUUUAUUUAUUUUCUUCUACCAGAAUAUUUACACUUCCUUCAUUGCGGACCGCAUCAGAAGUUAUAACAUUAUUCACUACAACUGAAAUAGCUACGCCAAUGGAGACAUUUGUACUUACAACACCAUCUGAAGAGACAUUGCCAGUAACUGAACUUGUUAGUAUGUUCGAAACUUAUCAUGAAUUAGAAUAUGAAGAGGAAUAUAAAGAAGAAGAAGAAAAAGAAGAAGAGAAGGAAACUGCAAAGCCGGAAUGGUACGAGUACGAAGAGACCACGAAGUUACUAAUUAUAACAUCAUCUUCUCUGUCGUGGUAUAAAAUCACAACUGCACCAAUUACAACAAUUACAACAGUAUUUACGACAGCAAGUACAACUGAAACAACUAUGAUAACUUCAGAAUUUACCACGAUAUUAAAGGUUACAACUACGAAAUUACCUACAACUAAAAUUACUCCUACUGAAAGUACAGUCAUUACUACGGAAAGUGUGCGGCUCACUACUGAGAGCUCUAUCACCGAGAAUACUACUACUGCGGUUGAAACCACUACCAGGAUACUUUUACCAGUUACUACGAAGAGUACAGCUACAGAAAUUUUACCAAUUACAACUAAAGGUAUUGCUACAGAAAUAGUUCCAACAGCGACUGAAAUAGAGACAACGCCUGUCGUUGUAACAACUGUAAUAACCGUUCCUCCAUCAACUGUUACUACAAUUACAUUGCCUACUACUCACGUAACAAAUAUUACCACGGAAACACAAUAUAUCACAACUGAAACUAUAACAGUUGAAAUUCCUGUAACAGCAACAACUGUACCAACCGUAACAAAGAUAAUAACGGAAACCAUCCCGUCUAUUACGAUACAAUUUACGUUUCCUACGAUUGAAGUCACCAAAAUUACUACGAAAACACCAUUCAUCUCUACCGAAACACCAUCGAUAACAAUAACAGAAAUGACUCCAAUUAUUAUAACUACAAAGACAACUGAAACAACAUUUCUUGUUCAAGUUGAAAUUACUUCGCCUACAGUCCGAGUCACAAAUGUUACCACAGAGUUCGUGCCCACUACCACAGAAACACCUGUGGCGACAACAACAGAAACGACUCCAAUUUCUAUUACUACAAAGACAACUGAAACAACACUUGUUGUUGAAGUUGAAAUCACGUCGCCUACAGUCGAAGUCACAAAUGUCACCACAGAGUCCGUGCCCACUACCACUGAAACACCCGUGGUGAUAACAACUGAAACGACUCGAAUCCCUAUUACUACCGAGACAACUGAAACAACAUUUACUGCUGAAGUUGAAAUUUCCUCGCCUACAGUUGAAGACACAAAUGUCACCACAGAAGCACUGCCCACCACCACUGAAACACCUGUGGUGACAACAACUGAAACGACCCCAAUUUCUAUUACUACCGAGACAAUUGAAACAACAUUUGCCCUUGAAGUUGAAAUCACGUCGCCUACAAUCCGAGUCACAAAUGUUACCACAGAGUCCGUGCCCACUACCACUGAAACACCGGUGCCGACAACAACUGAAACGACUGCAACUUCUAUUGCUACCGAGACAACAGAAACAACAUUUACUGCUGAAGUUGAAAUUUCCUCGCCUACAGUUGAAAUCACAAAUGUCACCACAGAAGCCCUGCCCACCACCACUGAAACACCUGUGGUGACAACAACUGAAACGACCCCAAUUUCUAUUACUACCGAGACAAUUGAAACAACAUUUGCCCUUGAAGUUGAAAUCACGUCGCCUACAAUCCGAGUCACAAAUGUUACCACAGAGUCCACAACUGAAACAACAUUUGCCGUUGAAGUUGAAAUUACCUCGCCUUCGGUCGAAGUCACAAAUGUAACCACAGAGACGCUGCCCACUACCACUGAAACAAUUCCAAUUCUCGUUACUACAGAGACAACUGAAACAACAUUUGCCCCUGAAGUUGAAAUUACGACGCCUACAAUCAAAGUCACAAAUGUCACCACAGCGACCCUGCCCACUACCACUGAAACAAUUCCAAUUCCUGUCACUACAGAGACAACUGAAACAACAUUUGCCGUUGAAGUUGAAAUUACAUCGCCUACAAUCGAAGUCACAAAUGUCACCACAGCGACCCUGCCCACUACCACUGAAACAAUUCCAAUUCCUGUCACUACAGAGACAACUGAAACAACAUUUGCCGUUGAAGUUGAAAUUACAUCGCCUACAAUCGAAGUCACAAAUGUCACCACAGCGACCCUGCCCACUACCACUGAAACAAUUCCAAUUCCUGUCACUACAGAGACAACUGAAACAACAUUUGCCGUUGAAGUUGAAAUUACAUCGCCUACAAUCGAAGUCACAAAUGUCACCACAGCGACCCUGCCCACUACCACUGAAACAAUUCCAAUUCCUGUCACUACAGAGACAACUGAAACAACAUUUGCCGUUGAAGUUGAAAUUACAUCGCCUACAAUCGAAGUCACAAAUGUCACCACAGCGACCCUGCCCACUACCACUGAAACAAUUCCAAUUCCUGUCACUACAGAGACAACUGAAACAACAUUUGCCGUUGAAGUUGAAAUUACAUCGCCUACAAUCGAAGUCACAAAUGUCACCACAGCGACCCUGCCCACUACCACUGAAACAAUUCCAAUUCCUGUCACUACAGAGACAACUGAAACAACAUUUGCCGUUGAAGUUGAAAUUACAUCGCCUACAAUCGAAGUCACAAAUGUCACCACAGCAUCCCUGCCCACUACGACUGAAACAAUUCCAAUUCCU
Molecule: messenger RNA, 2832 nt
Organism: Bombus impatiens (common eastern bumble bee)
Lineage: Eukaryota; Metazoa; Arthropoda; Insecta; Hymenoptera; Apidae
Product: flocculation protein FLO11-like
Exons: 4
Source: RefSeq, a predicted model, not a curated record